CUUUCCGUUGGUUAACUUUGAAAAAAUGAGCUCAGCGAACACUUGGAUAGACUCCUGAUGGUUUUAAACAACAGGAUUCAUAGAAAUAUGGUAGCUAUGGUCUGUUCGUGUGCUUUGAGACUUGGUGCGUGAACUCUACGACUCAACCAAUAGGUCUCCUUAAGACUUUAAAUCUUCCCACUGGAUCCUGGAGGGCACAAACUUUAUCAAGGUGAUCAUCAUGGUGAUGUCGCAGGGGACCUAUACGUUUUUGGCAUGCUUUGCCGGCUUCUGGCUGAUCUGGGCUCUCAUUGUCAUGCUUUGCUGCUUUUGCAGCUUCGCUCAGCGCAAGCUGAAGCGGCGGCGUGAAGAGAGACUGAGGGAACAGUGCCUGCGGGCGCUGGAGAUGGAGCCUCUGGACUGCACCGGAGGAGGAUACCCUCCUAGAGAACCCCCUCAGUUCUGCCCUCCACUUCAAAUGUUGUCUCCACAGCUGCCUGUUACACACACUCUCCCUCAAGCAAACUGGACUGUCUCUGAAGCAGACACAGAUGUCUUUGGAAAACCUCCAUGCUAUGAAGAGGCCGUAUUGAUGGAGGACCCACCGCCCCCUUACAGUGAAGUUCUGUCGGACCCCAGGGGAGGAACUUACACCAAACCUACAACCAGGUUCUCCAGGGAGCACCAAGAGUCUGAGACCAGCAAGAUGGCCCCCGUGACCGUUUUUCCCGAACGUGGCUACUCGUCCCUCAUACGCCUACCUUCGGCCAGACGCUGGGACUCGCUGGGGCACCUCCUGUCCACCAUGGACCACAACCACAACAACAUGCCAGUCGAGCCCCAGGCCUCUGCCAUCGCCACCAUGCCUCGCGAGGGCCGGACUCACACAGACUUGGGCUUGAGGGGACUCCGCAGUCUGGAUCAACACUAUGGUUUGCCCACCGCCUUUCCCCUUUUGGGUCGAAGCACAGCGGUAUGAGCCCACAAAAAUAGACCUCACAAUGCUGAGUCAUAUGUGGUCUGAAGAGUCUGCCAGAGGCGUUUCGAAUGUUGUCUUUUGGGG
Messenger RNA from Rhinichthys klamathensis goyatoka, 1042 nucleotides. Its product is annotated as proline-rich protein 7. The transcript has 2 exons. NCBI's taxonomy places the organism in Eukaryota, Metazoa, Chordata, Actinopteri, Cypriniformes, Leuciscidae. The record is from RefSeq and is a predicted model, not a curated record. Bases 221 to 958 code for a protein of 245 amino acids.